Parnassius mnemosyne (clouded apollo) is the source of this 963-nucleotide messenger RNA. The record is from the annotation of a GenBank genome assembly. Lineage: Eukaryota; Metazoa; Arthropoda; Insecta; Lepidoptera; Papilionidae.
AUGGAUGAUUUUCUAAAAAUUGAAAAGAUUGGUGAAGGUACUUAUGGUGUUGUGUACAAAGGAAAAAAUAAAAUAACUGGGCAGUUUGUGGCUAUGAAGAAAAUAAGACUGGAGUCUGAAGACGAAGGAAUACCGUCCACUGCUAUCAGAGAAAUUUCAUUGCUCAAGGAGCUUAAUCAUCCUAACAUAGUCAAAUUAGAAGAUGUCCUCAUGGAAGAAUCUCGCCUUUACCUCAUUUUCGAAUUCCUCUCUAUGGACUUGAAGAAAUACAUGGAUUCUCUUGGUACAGGAAAAUUUAUGGAUCCAGCUGUGGUUAAAAGCUAUCUGUAUCAAAUCAAUAAUGCAAUUCUGUACUGCCAUCAACGUCGCAUACUGCACAGAGAUCUCAAACCUCAGAACUUACUUAUUGAUAAAACUGGUAUUAUUAAGGUAGCAGAUUUUGGACUGGGUCGUGCUUUUGGUGUACCAGUAAGGGUAUAUACACAUGAAGUUGUGACACUUUGGUACAGAGCUCCAGAAGUAUUGCUUGGCUGUCAAAGGUACUCUUGCCCCAUUGACAUAUGGUCAGUGGGAUGCAUAUUCUCGGAGAUGUCAUCUAAGAAGCCAUUGUUCCAAGGAGACUCUGAGAUUGAUCAGCUCUUCCGUAUUUUCAGAAUGUUGCGUACGCCUACAGAGGAAAUCUGGCCAGGUGUGUCAUCUUUGCCAGACUACAAACCAACAUUCCCUAAUUGGAACACAUUAAAUCUUCAUAAUCAUGUACAAAACCUGGAUGAAGUUGGUAUGGAUCUUCUUCAAAAAAUGCUAGUAUACGACCCUGUUCGUCGCAUAUCGGCAAGGGACAUCAGACGCCACCGCUACUUCCGUGACGUGAAACUUCCCUCUGGCCUCACAGUACACCCCGCUUACAUCCGAUACACACCCAAUCACUCAAUCAACACAGAAAACAAUACGCAGGGUGUAUAG